UCGAACCGAUGGUCUAACAGACGACGGACAGAGACCGAUUGUCCGUCUUUAUCUAACUAACGCAUCUCUCACUCCUGCACAUAGCACGGAGGAGAACCGUAAUAUCGACAUAGCGCUGCUGAGAACCACAAAAACGUGGACAUUACCGACGUGUAAAAUGGACCUUGGCUACGUAGUUCAAGGUCCAUUUUUCAUGAAUCACAGAGGCUCUCUCAAAAUAAAGUCGCACCUAAAAUCGAAGCAUGACCGCUCUCAGGUUCCUCUCUGACGCAGUGCCUCUCUGGAGAGAAAAACUUUUUGCUAUAGUUGUACGCGCACACAUAGCGACGCUCUAUCUGUAUACGCGCACACUAGCUUACGUCGGAGAGAUCGAGAAUACGGCAACACUGCGCCUCAGAGUUGCGCGCGCAGUAAAAGCAACGAAUGUAUAGCCGCCAAGCUCCGAGCCUAACCUCUAUCACGCUGUGUUGUGUAAUCUUGUAAAAAAUGUCCACUCGAAUUCGCAUUUCAAACGGCAGAUUUGCCAGGAAAAAGGCAGAAGACAGCAAACAGAAGAAACUUGCAGCCAUGUCUGCAGCUAAAAAAAAACGUAUUUCAAAUAUUUUAUGUGAAAGCAAUGAAAAUGUCUGUGAGGGGAAACGCAUCGUAGACGUCAAAGUACUUGCAAAAAAUCUGAGGUGUUCGAAGUGCAAUGAACGUCUAUAUUUAGAUAAAGUCUCGGGAGAAAAAUGUACAGGACUUAAUUCAACUUUAAUUAUUUGUUGUGAUAAAUGCAAAACAAUUAAUGAAGUUCGUACCAAUAAAGAGCAUGAAUGUCAAGCUCAACAACGUAUUUACUCCGACAUCAAUUCAGCAGCUGUACUUGGUGCUGUACAUUCUGGUAUGGGCUGUACUGCAUUGAAUAAGUUACUGGCUAUUAUGAAUAUCCCAGCAAUAUUAAAUGACUUGUAUAAACGGUACGAACGAGAAGUAGGACCAGCAAUCGAAAAGGCUGCAAAAGAAAGUUGUAGACGAGCUGCAGAAGAGGAGAGACGUCUUGUCAUCCAGAAUGUAACACUUACACAAACAACUGUUACCGAAUCAGUAUCUUCUGCUUAUAAUGUAGUUUAUUUUGAUCUUGAAACUGGUGGUCUAAGUAUGACUGACGACAUUUUACAAAUAGCUGCAAUAUCAGAAAAUCGCGAAUUCAAUGUUUAUGUAAACCCGACGCAACCUAUCUCACCUGCUGCAAUGAACAUAACAGGUUUAAGUAUUAUAGGAGGACAUUUGCAUUUUAAUAAUAAAGUAGUUUCCACGAUUCAUAUAAAAGAUGCUUUGAUUGCUCUUCAUCAAUUUUUAAGUUGUUCAGAGAAAAUAAAUGUACUCGUCGCACAUAACGCUAAGUUCGAUGUUCCGCGACUACUCAAAGCAAUGGUUAAAAAUAAUGUUCACUUAGAUAUUACGAAUAUAGUUGGAUUUGUUGACACGUUGACAAUUUUCAAAAAAGCUUUUCCAGAACGGAAAGGUCCAGGAUUGUUUAAAUUGUCAACAUUAGCUCAAGAUAUUUUAGGUCCUGACGUUCUGGAAAACUUUCAUAAUGCAACUUUCGAUGUUUCAGUUCUUCAGAAGUUAAUUAAAUUUUUUAAAAAAGAAGAUGAUUUAUUAAAAUACAUGAAACCAUACGAAACUUGUCUAUCAGAUCAAUUAGAAUAUGAUACCAUUAAGGCAAAUUUAGAAAAAUUACAUUUAUUAAAAGGUGUUGUUUCCCGAGAUUUAUUAAAAAGGAUGGCGAAACAAAAUAUCAGUUUUGAAAAUUUGAAAGAAGUGUAUAAAAAUGGAGGAGAAGAGUCUGUGUACACUUUUUGCACUGCAAAAUGUGAAAGUGGAAAACCAAAAAUUACGAGAGAUAAAAAAGCUAUAAAUAAAAUUAUUACUAGGUUAAUACAAUAAGCUUAGAAAUAAAAUAAAAUGUGUUACAUGAUGAAAGAAAACCAAAAAUUACAAGAUAAAAAAGUUUAGAAAUAAAAUAAAAUUUAUUAUAUUGUGAUAAAUAGAAAUAAGAAAUGUGUUACAUUGUGAUAAAUAGAAAUAAAAUAAAAUGUUAUAUUCUGAAUUCUGAUUAUAAUCCACAUUAUCAAUAUUGUAAUAGAUAGUUUUUAUUUUUCUAUUCCAGUUAUAAAUAAACUUUUUCAUUCACAAAAUAAAGGUCAAUUAUGUAUAAA
This is a messenger RNA of Solenopsis invicta (red fire ant), 2201 nucleotides long. Its product is annotated as DNA polymerase III PolC-type. Gene Ontology annotation, cellular component: cytoplasm. Gene Ontology annotation, molecular function: nucleic acid binding; 3'-5'-DNA exonuclease activity. NCBI's taxonomy places the organism in Eukaryota, Metazoa, Arthropoda, Insecta, Hymenoptera, Formicidae. The coding region runs from base 487 to 1929 and encodes 480 amino acids. The record is from RefSeq and is a predicted model, not a curated record. Gene Ontology annotation, biological process: DNA catabolic process. The transcript has 3 exons.